GGAAUGAUAACGACCGACGGCGUGAGAUGGGCAGGCGUUGACAUCAGCUUUAACUUCCCCCGGUGGCGGCUCCGCUUCGAAAUGUGAUGAACCUUCUCUGGCGUUUCUCCCUGUGGAGCCUUUCUUUUUUUCCGGAGCCUCAACUUUUCUGGCGUGUCAUCAUUUGUGGAGUUAGCGCGGCAGAGUCAUCCGAGGCGAGCAGAGCUGCCUGAUAUAUGGGUCCUGUGAAACAGCGGCAGCAGCAGCCCAGGAAAUGCAGCGUUUCUCCACUGAUUUAGCGGGACCGAGCGAGUAGAAAUGUGCGGGAGCGAACGGCGAGCCUCGGGACGUUUGCGGGCUAAUUCAGCUGCUUCUCAUCAGCAUGAUGCUUUCUCCUCUCUCUCUGUCUCAGGAUGAGUUCCAUCCGUUCAUUGAGGCUCUGCUGCCCCAGGUCCGUGCCUUUGCCUACACAUGGUUUAACCUCCAGGCCAGGAAGAGGAAGUACUUCAAAAAACAUGAGAAAAGGAUGACCAAAGAAGAAGAGAGAGCCGUCAAAGACGAGCUGUUGGGGGAGAAGGCAGAGGUGAAGCAGAAGUGGGCCAGCCGCCUUCUGGCCAAGCUCAGAAAGGACAUCAGACCUGAAUGCAGAGAAGACUUUGUCCUGUCCAUCACUGGGAAGAAAGCUGCGUGCUGUGUCCUGUCAAACCCGGACCAGAAAGGCAAAAUGAGACGCAUAGACUGUCUCCGACAAGCUGACAAGGUGUGGCGGCUGGAUCUGGUGAUGGUCAUCCUGUUCAAAGGAAUCCCGUUGGAGAGCACCGACGGAGAGCGGCUGGUGAAGGGAGGCCAGUGCUCCAACCCAGUGCUCUGUGUCCAGCCGCGACACAUCUCGGUCUCCGUCAAAGAGCUUGACCUCUACCUCGCUUACUACGUACAGGAGAGAGAGGCAGAGCAGAGCAGCAGUCCCAGUCGUACAGGAGUGGGUUCUGAUCAGGAGGACAGUCGCACCGCCACCAUGGAUGGUCCAGAGUUCCAGGAGAGUUUUGUGACUUCAGGAGUUUUCAGUGUCACCGAGCUGGUCCAGGUCUCAAGAACUCCAGUCGUCACAGGAGUAGGACCCAGUUUCUCCAUGGGGGAGCUCCAGGGUCAUCUGGCCUACGACCUCAACCAGUCUGCCAACCAGCCAGUCAGCCUGAGACGAUCACUGGCUAGCACCUCAUCCAGCGGGAGUAAGCGACAUAAGUCUGGCUCUAUGGAGGAGGAGGCAGACAGUCCAGGAGGGGAGUAUUACCACUCACCGUCCUCUCCUGCCAGCAGCUCCAGGAACUGGACUGACGACAUGGAAGGAGGUCUGUCUCCUCCAGUGAAGAAGGCAGAGCUGGACAGUCCCUCUCCCCAGGAAGACUCACCAAGACUGGGCUCCUUCACUCAGCACCACCGGCCAGUCAUAGCUGUUCACAGUGGCCUGUCUCGGAGUCCCCACCCUUCCUCAUCUAUUCAUUUCCCGCCCUCGUCCUACUUCCCCCACGGAGCAAUCCGCUACCCUCCUCACCUGGCCCAGGACCCCCUGAAAGAUCUGGUCUCAUUGGCCGGCGCCCCUGCCAAUCAAAGCCCCAGCUCGCUGAAUGGCAGCAACCAGGUCAAAGUGCUCAACCACUACAUCUCCUCUCAGAUGUUGGCACCGCCAGGACCAGCGUCCUCCCUGGCCCCUCCCCCGUCCCCCCUCCCCAGGCCUGCAGAGUCAAAGGCCACUCCCACCUCCUCUGAUGGGGGAGCAAACUCGCCCACAUCACCCACAUACUCGGCCCCUGGGACCCCCCCUGCCAAUCGCACCUCCUUCGUUGGAGUCACCCCCCGAGACCCAGGUGGACUCUACCAAGCCCAGUCUUGGUAUCUGGGCAACUGAGCGACCUGUGGAGGAGGGCUGACUGUCAUGGCAGUACUGUGCUGGAGGACAGGAAGCAGUGUGGUCCAGACAUUGCCAGAGGGAAAAUCUAUUCAUCUUUGUAGAAGUGUGCGCAUACAUCUAUAUAAAUAUCCAGUGGGAUAUAUUUCUAUAUUUGUAUGAACCCAGAAGAGACGGUGGACAGAAAGAGCUUUGCUGCAAGACACUAAACGCUUCUUCCAAAUGUCCUCUGACGUGAGCUGUGAUGUUCCAGUGAGCUGAUGAGUCUGGUUGGUCCCGAUGAACUGCAGACCAGAACCAGAACCAGAACCAGACCUCAGCACCCCGUUCCUACGGUAACCCUAGUGUAUUCCCUGGAAUGGAUAUACCUGGGUCUCUACACUACAUCCAGUAAAGGCCUCCUCCCUGGGACAGACACAGACCUCACACCUCUCCCCCCUCCCCCCAACACCCUGAAUGCCCCUCUCCGCUGCAGGUGCUGCUUAUAAUAUAUGCAAAUAAGCCUCCCUUUUUUUCUGAAGCGACUAGAAAGAGAUCCUGUUGUUGAUUUGUACUGUUUCUUUGCACUUUUGAAUGUGUUAUGGAUCGUCUGAAGAAUUCUUUUCUCUCUUCCCACCAAAAAGACAGAGGCUUUGUCUUUUUUUAUUGACAAUCAUCAGCCUGAAACAAUUACGUUGCUUUGCUAAGCUCAUGUUUUUAAGACUGUUUGAUUGUGCUUUUUUAUCCGAAAAACAAUGAGUCAUAGUGGAAUAUAAGAGCUAUAUUCAUGUCCCUCCAACACAACACACAAUGCUACAGCUGGACACCAGGGAAGAGUUGGGACAUCUUUUUAAUAUCCUGCUGCAUCCUUCCCUUCAGAUAGCACUUAUCCAAGCAGCCAGAGGCACCUGUAGCAUGGUGUGUGUGUGUGUGUGUGUGUGUGUGUGUGUGUGUGUGUGUGUGUGUGUGUGUGUGUGUUUGUGUGCGUGUGUGCGUGUGUGUGUGUGUAUGUAUUUGUGUGUGUGUGUGCGUGUGUGUGUCGUCCCUGCUCUGUUCUGAGGAGAUUGUGUUUGGGGGUUUGUACUUGUAUGUAGGUAGACUAGAGAGAGAUUUAGCAGCGUUGCACUAUGAGAAGGUAACGAUGUUACCCAGCUGGCAGGCUGUGGUGUGUCGGCGGUUGCUAUGACAGCAGGUCAUGUGCACGCUGACUUGAACUGAGCACAAAAUCCAGGUUUCUUGUCCAGAAGGCGUCCCUGACCAGUCUGUGGAGUAGCGUUGGUUUCAAGUCCAACCUUGAUGGUUCACCACAAGUCAACGAUUUCAAACCAGUCGGUUGCUUUUCUGCAUCAACCUCGUAUGCGACAGUUCUUUAGUGAGGAAACAAUAUUCUGGCUUUUCACAGCUUCAUUUACUCAAUAAUCUUUUAAAAUACAUUUAAUAGCUUAGACAUGCUGCAUUUUAACUUUUGACAAGGUUAGCAUUUAAUAUGAGUCCCUGUCCGCACGUUCAAAGGAAGGAAGACAGAGCAAGAUGUCUGCGUGCAGUGGUCAAAGAUCUGAAGACAGAAUCAAAUUAUCAAAUGUAUCAUUUAUUCAUACUUCUCUGUGAAAUGCAACAGUAGUAAAACGUGUCCUUGGCCUUUUGCUAUUUCAUACGCCAUCUCUUUGGAGAUGAAAACUCUGAAUAUAAAUUAGAAUUUUAGGAACUCAUACUUUAUAAUGUGUGCCAUAUUUGAAUCUCCAAGCCUUUGCAGCUGUAAAGCAGACUGGUGACAUGUGUUGCCUGGGGAUGUGGAUCGGUGUUUCUGUGUUGAGGUGCAAUCAGAAUGAACGGCAAGCAAAUUUUCACCUCCACGUUAUUCACAUGAAUUUGUUUCUGCAGUCUGAAGACGUUGCUCCGUGAUCCAAACAGCAAUUUACGGCCGUGGUCCCACAGCUGUCUUCCAUCUGGAAAGAUCCAAUGUUUUCUGAGGGUGAAACUAAUAUUUCCAACCGCUGCCGCAGUUAACUUUAUUUGUCACUAAAUACCGGAGCUCCACAAGGGUGUGUGCUUAGCCCACUGCUGUACUCAAUGUACUGUGUACUGCUGGUAGAAGUCUGAGCAGCAGACCUAGUGUACAUCCGGUGAAGCCGAGUGGAGCAGUGCUGCACGGUCAGUGGAGAUAUUGGAUUCAUACACUGUUUUUUAUUGCUCCAGGCAGAAAGCAGACAUCUGUGGGAUCACAAAAAGCAUUUGCAGAUGUAACCUGCUGUAGUAAAAGAUAACUACGGUAGUGACAUUCCGAGUGAAGUGUGAACCCGCUGUAGAGAGCGGCUGUGUGUGUUUGAAAUCAUCUCAUAUUUUCCUCCAGUCCUUUGUCCUUUAAAACGUUGUUUUCCAUUCACACAGAAGCGUCUUUCUGUUGACUGCCGUGUCUAAAGUUCGGUUUGCGUUCGGUCUGAUCACAGGGGUCUUUUCCGUUCCUUUUCCCCGGGUUAGGGUUAGUGUCAGCGUCUGCAAGGCUUCAGAGUUCACACUGAAGGUGCCGAUAGGAGCUGGGCUUUGGUUAAAGUUGGCUUCCAGCUGAUGUACAGUGCAUGGUGCUGCCCUGGUCGCUAUGGCGACCAAAUGAAUGCAUGGCUCAAACUGAUGAUACCUCUCCCUCUCUAUCCUGCUCUCUAUCCUCAGUGGAUUGGAGGGCUGUCUCUUUCUUUAGAUUUGUAUAAUAUCCCUGUUAUUAAACUUCUAUUUUGCACGAUACAUCAUGAAACACAUUAUGUGCCUUGCCUUUAGUUAGACAACAAUAAUACAUUAAGGAAAAGUGGUCACACUUUUCAUGGUACAGCUGGUAGCACUUAAAAAACAGCAACAAAAAAAAGCUGCAUGUGUGAUGGCUCGACAUGAAGCGGUGUAGCAGGUACACAGUGUUGGCUUAAACAGUGCAGUGUAUGAAGCAGAGGCUGGGGGGGGCAUUGCUUAUCCUCUGCUACCAUCACGCUGGACACAGUGGGAGGGGAAAGUCUGUACAUUUGGGGGAAUGACACUUGAGAGUCACAUGGGAGGACACAUUGUGGACCUGUUGUGUACGUAGUCCAGAGCUCUGCACGGAGCUGAGCUAACACAUCCCAACCCUGACCUCCAGGUCAUCAGCUGAUAGGGUAGGUGUGGGGAUUGGCCCACCACAUAGAUACUGUUUCACAUGACCAAGUGAAUCAUCGCCAUGACGACAGAGAGCUCAGAAACCUGGAGUCAAAGUGCUGAGAGACUAAAACUGGAAAUAAGCUGUAGCAGCAGGUCUCGGACGUCCCUCCACUGUAAGCAGCUGAUGUGGCUCAGAUCGGUGUGCGUGUGUGUGUGUGUGUGUGUGACACUGACAGUGGUGAAAUGUUGCGAACCAAACACUAUGGAAGGUCCUCCCAACACAAACCUCAGCUCUGCCUGCGUCCUGUUCUCACAUGAAGUGUUAAAUACACGAUUGACAGUAUUUAUUGCAGGGAAAAGUCUUAUUGUGAAUAUUUUGUCAGGCAUUUAGCCAAAGUGGCCAAGCCACUCAACCCCAUCUAAUGGAGAGAUGUUAAGCAGCUCUGUGAUUGGCCACUGGAACACCGUCCAUAAGAUGACUCUGACCACAUGACCAAUCACGGCACGAGAUACCACAAAGGCCAUAGAUGAGUUUGACUUUUAUAUGGGUGCAUGCACGUAACACUAUUCUUACUCUGCUUGGCAUUCAUGUUAGUCUUUAGUUAUUUCUUGUGUUGUUUUUAUUGUGUUGCUUGUAGUAUUAUAGUUUUAAACACUGCAGUGUGUGUGUAAAAUGUGUACAACAUGGACUUAUCAGUCAUAAAGAAAGGAUGAAUAGAUGUUUGAGAUGCUGGCCAAGUAGCAGAGGAAGACCCGUGAGAUGGGAGGAGUUAAGCUCAGCUGCGUGAGCGAGGACGGACCAUGAAAGGCAAACACUGUUUAUGGAGAGAGACAAUGUUGGAAGUCGGGGUGAAGGGAACUAGAAUGCUUAAUAUCUGACACUGGAUCAGUGAUGGACACUGAACACCGGUCAGUGGAAAGCCAGCAGACCUGGCUGACUCAGGUCCUGGGGCAGCUCUUGGAUGGUAGUGGACCUCUCGUUAGUGAAGAGUGCUUUAGAAAUGAGCACAGGAUACAGAUACAGACACACACCUGAAACUAAAUAAAAUAUGCUCAGUAGUGACGAUCAGAAAGCUCAGAACUCAGAGCUUUGUGUCUACUGAAGAGCUCGAGUCACAGAUACCAGGCCGUUGUUUGAACUCCCUCUUUGAAUCAAAGAUAUGUUGGCGGUAAUAAUGCCCUAAAUGAGACAACUGUGGUGAUCUGUGUCUCCAGCAGCACCAGGUAUGAAGCUGGACUGUCACAUGGUUGUUUCUGCCUGUGAUGCACAACAGGAACCUGAGUGCAGGGCAACUAAAGUCUCUCUAGUUCAAAUUGAAGAUAACAACGAAACCAGCGUAAUACUUUCUUGUAAAUCAGCUGUCUCCCGCAGCACAUCGUAGCACUGCUCCGUAUGCUCUACCUGGAGCCAAGAUCAACAGGGAUGGAACUUGUGAGAUGAUGUACGCUCUAUUUAAGCCGAGUCUGUAGGUUUCCAGGCUGUCAGGAGAGGUUUGCUUGUGUGUUGGGGCAGGUUUAUGAUUUGUGAUUCUUUUUCUCUCUCGCUGACAGUAGAACAUGCACAAAAGAGAGCCAAAACGCGUCCACAGCUGAGUGAAGUGUCUCUUCAUUCCACCCUACAAAAUGUACGAAGUAGAGACAGUCGGUUAUUAUAAAUGAAAUAGCGAGUCCUACAGUAAGCCCAGGUCUCGAUAUCAAACUAGGCCAGAUAAUAACAAUGAUCAGGACAUCUGGAGUCCAACGUGUGCAGAGCUGAGAAUAAUGUGUUCAUCACAUGCAUUCAGCUUCUCACGCGAACAUUGAGCUCUCCACUUUCUAUUCAAAUAUACCAGCAGGUCAGCAACAAACAGAAGCAGUGCCGAUCAUUUGGCUGCUUUGUUCAGUGUCUACUGGGACAUCAUCAGACCUGGCCAGUGGAGAUGGGCUGUGCAGGUUACAAGCCAUAAAACAACCCAAAGAGUGGAAGGAACGUCUAGAGGAAACACUCACAGACUAUAAAUAAUGUUCUUCAUUUAGCUCGGAUUGACAGAUGUGACCUAUUUUCGCCUUGGUGAAAAAAAUAAGGUCACCAAAGACGGGAACUAGGGAACUAAUCAGCAGCGUCAUGCUAACCGAUGAAUAGCUAACAAGUAUCUCCUGAAUCUCUCAGCAUACUGAGCUCACCAGGCUUUCCAAAAAGGAGACGCCUUGAUCACUCCAGGUGCUCCUGCUGCAGUGAAUGGAUGCGUGUCGGCUCAGUGUCACGGCCUGCUGGGACACUUGAAGAACAGAGCCGUUGUUCAUGUUGUUAGUAACAAAGCUUGUGCCGUCAUCGUACUGAGUUGUUACUUGGUCAUCAAUGGCCGUCAAUGAAAGGCCCCAUUAGAUCCUGACUGAAACGCAUCUCUCCCUCUGUUAGUUACUGUUGAACAGCCUUCAGUCAACACUCUUGUUCUCCACCUCCUGACAGGUUCAGCUUUUGGAGAUAUAGUGCGUCCCCCCCCCCCUUGUCAGGAGACCGUUAUUAUAUUCUCCAGGCACAUGUGAUGUUGGCAGUCGAAGCAUUGGACCAGAAAGAUGCUGCGCUGGGGAAAGGGAAAUAGCCGGUGUAUCGGUCCUUUUAUAUCCAAAGCACAUUUUUACCUAUGCUUAAUUCCAUAUAUCACAUUAACUCAUAAACAAUAAUGUGUGCCAAAUAACAACUCAGUAUAACGCACUAUAUAACAUGAGGGACUUGAAUAAGCAAGAUGCAGUGUUUAGUUUAUUUGAGGUAUUCAGGCACAGUUUGCUACGUAAGUAUCUACAGGAACAAAUCAUUACGUACUGCCUCUUUAACAUCUAUUGUCUACUUUACAGUCCUUGAUUUAUUCAGGAGCUAUUGGUUAACUAUGCAUUCAUUAGCACUUAGCAUCAAUCGGUUUACUGUUACUACCUUCUUUGCGUUGCCUCAGUUCGGAGCCAGAGUGUCCCAUUUGGCAGUUGUCAGGAUCCCCAGUGUACCUGAAGUAUGGAUCCACUUGAUGCUAUGUGUUAAACUUGGUCGAAGCUGCUGAGCUGACAUGAUUGGCAGGAUGAAAAGUCACAAAUCCUGCUUACUCUUAUGGAAACAUCCACUGUGGGAAUGGUCUGUUUCUAUUUAAGCGAGUUGGCUGCAUGUUGUUAACGUGUUGGUGUUUAGUUCCCUCUAGAUUUGUCUUCACUCUGCGGUACAAACCUGACCGCUGUCAGCACUGUUAGCAGAGAAUAACCACAUGGUUAGGAUUCAUCAUAUCAGAAUCAGUAGUGUUUUAGGAUUGGGAUUGUCAGGUUAGGGUUAGUAUGGUGAGCAGUUCUAACUGCAUUGGUUCUAACUGCAGGCGAACAGAAGAUCAGAUCUGCAGAAAGGUUCCUAUCUAACAAUUGAGUUUUGGGUUGGGGGCAUUUUUCAUAGAGGGCUCUUUUCUACAAACGACUAAUGCCAUGUCACACUCUACCUUGCUGUUGCCUGAAAACCUUGUAACCUUGUAAUCUUGUUUCUUUUUGCCGUUUCUUACUUGAAAUGUAUUUGUUAGUGGCCCUUCAAAGCCUUUCUGUAGUUCAGACUGGCAGCAGUUGGAAACCUCUGAUCAGAUUUUGUAGAGCUGCAGGUUUUUCCUGUGACGGUGAUGCCAUAUUGAUUCCUUUCUGUAUGUGCGGGUACGUUGCUCCUGCACACCGCAUAAUCCAUGUGCUGAAGACAGUUUGUAACCAACGAAGAGUUGUUUCUCAGAGAACAUUUUUAUGCAGUCUCAUACUUUAAGGAUUUUUCUUCUCAUAACUUUUCAGAUAUUAUAGUAAAGGACUGCUUUGCUUGCUUCCAGAUAUAUAUCCCUUACAUCAGAGAGAGCAUAGGCAUGAACAGCUUCCAUCAGUUAUUGCAUGACUCCAGUCCACACAGGCCACAGUCCUUUUCACUCUCACUGAACGUCAGGACGAUCGGUAAUCAAUGAUAGAUGAUAGGUACCCCAAGGCCCAGGUCAUAAGUCUAUUCUUUUCUAAAUUGGAACAUCUCAGAGUGCAUUAUCACACCAUGGUCCCUUCCCAAAGAACCCAUCAAAGAACCCAUUCUGUACCAGAAGUUUCACAUCUAACUUGACUAACUAACUUGAUAUUAACUUGACAGCCAAUCAGAAGACAAAGCAUGACUUGCUAUGCCAGUACAAGAUAAUAAUAGUUGUCUUUCUUGUGUUCUGACAUUGACCUGGCCGGAGACGCUCACUGUGGAAAGGGCUCUGCUCUGGACUGGAUGUAGUUUGUAGCAGCUUCAACGCCAGCUUUGAGUACUUUUCCUUUGGAUGUUUUUCAGCUGAAGCUAAAUUCAAUAAUCGACCUUUAUUUGCAUGAUGUAAAGUGUUCCUCUAAGACUGCAUUGAGACAGGGACAGGACAGGAUGUCUGAAGCAACACCUGUCUGUCCAGGGUCUGUCUUUCUGUCCCUGUUUGAAUGAGUGACAGCUGUCCGAACCAGUGUUUCUGACCUAAUGUUGUUCUGCUGUGGGGGAUAUUAACAUCUUUGAUAAUAUGUCAUUAUAACCAUAUUUAGCCAUUGCUAUCAGCAAAUGCUGAUGAAUUCAUUACUGGAAAUGAGUAUGUUUCCCUAUGCAAAAAUAUACCAUCAAUAAACAAGCUAUACCACAA
Perca fluviatilis (European perch) is the source of this 9618-nucleotide messenger RNA. It is a transcript of the gene nfic, whose product is annotated as nuclear factor I/C. The coding region runs from base 362 to 1885 and encodes 507 amino acids. Gene Ontology annotation, molecular function: DNA-binding transcription factor activity, RNA polymerase II-specific; RNA polymerase II cis-regulatory region sequence-specific DNA binding. The record is from RefSeq and is a predicted model, not a curated record. Gene Ontology annotation, biological process: regulation of transcription by RNA polymerase II. Lineage: Eukaryota; Metazoa; Chordata; Actinopteri; Perciformes; Percidae. The transcript is spliced from 14 exons. Gene Ontology annotation, cellular component: nucleus.